UAUAGUUGAACUUUAUUGGUUCCGGCAUAAGUUAACGGUUAUUGCCCGCAUAAACAAGGUCUAUAUAAAAAGUGCAAUUAAUGAUUUGUUGAAGUGAUUGAAAAUAACUUGUUUGAAAAAUUUUAUUCGGCGUAAAGAACUAUUUGUAUUUAUUUGUACAAUAUAUUAAAUAUUGUAACAUUAACAUUUCGAAAAUGUCUAAGAACAAGCAUUAUACAGUAUUGGAAAGAAAAGUUUUCUUAGAAAUAUUAAAUGAUUUUAAACAUAUCAUUGAACUAAAGAAAAGUGAUACUUCAACUCUUCAUGAUAAAGAAAUUGCGUGGAACGAAAUUUGCAAACGAUAUAACGAAUCUUCAAUGAUUUCACAAGAGCGUACACUUCAACAAUUAAAAAAGUUGUGGACAAAUCUCAAACAGACUCAAAGAGAUUUAUUAACAAAAGAAAAACAGGCUCGUUUGGCAACUGGUGGUGGUCCACCACCUCCAGACAUAAAUUUAGAUCCUGAUGUAGCCACAAUAGCACCACAUCUUAUGACAACGGCACCUGUUAUUUUUACAUCAAAUAUGACAGAAAACGAAAUUGAUGAAAAAAGUAAAGAUAUUUUUAAUAUUCUACAAGAUGAUACAGGCACUAUAUUAUAUAAAAAUAUAUUAUAUAAAAAUAAUAAUGACAAAGUAAAUGACGAAAUAAUUGAAAUACAAGAAGAUACAAUAACCGAAGAAACAUUAGACAAAGAAAAUGAAAAAUAUGACUUUUUAAAUAAAGUGAAUUCUGUGAAAAGAAAGGGUUCGGAUAACAUUAAUGUGCAAACUAGAAAACCAACAAAAAUACAGAAAAAUGCGUUANAAACUCUUGAUAACGACGAAAAUGCUGUAAAAAUUGAAAGAAUAAAAAAGAUAAUGGAAGAUGAAAGAGAAAUGGCAGACUUACGAAAAGCUCAUGAAAACAGAAUGAUCAUAAUGAAAGAAACUUUUCAUACUGAAUUAUAUGCUUUAGAAAUUCGAACAGCUACUGCGAAAGCCGAACUAGCUGAAUUAGAACUUAAAAAAGAAAAAGAAAAAUACAUGCGUUUAUAAGAGAAUGACUAAACCCAAAGCAUAAAAAAUAUGUGUUUACGAGAGAAUAUGACUGAACUAAACUCAAAGCAUAAAAUAUCUUUAAGUUUGUUUUGUACUUAUAAAGUUUAAUGUUGUUUAAUGUGUUUAAAUUAUUAUUUUAUUUGUUGCAAGUUAAAAAGAGUACAUUGUAUACAGAGUCAUAUAUAAAGAGUGCAUAUAUGUUAAUAUAGUUUAU
Molecule: messenger RNA, 1293 nt
Organism: Pseudomyrmex gracilis
Lineage: Eukaryota; Metazoa; Arthropoda; Insecta; Hymenoptera; Formicidae
Product: major antigen-like
Exons: 5
Coding region: 195-1076 (293 amino acids)
Source: RefSeq, a predicted model, not a curated record